UCUGCACAACCCAAUCCAGCAUUUGCAGGAGCUGCUGGUAUUCUUGGGCCUCCUCCCAGAGGGUUAAAACCAGGUGGUCCAUAUGGAGGUCCCAUGUACAUGGGGGAUUUACCACCCCGGGGUGGCAUGAUGCCUAAUUUCUCCCCUGGCAUGCGUGGGGGUAUGGAUGAACCCCCCAUGAGGAGAGGUUAUUCAGAUAUGGGAGACUUCACUAGCCCAGGUCGCUAUGGUAACAGCAUGCCUGGACCAGACAGGGGAAUGAUGGAAACAGACAACAUGCAACAUUUCCCUGACGAUGGACCCAUGCGCAUGGGCCCAGAUGGCUUUGGGCCUGGCCAGCGUAAUGAAGGCAGGGGCAGACCUUUCCCUAAUGACAUGUCCAUGAACAGCAGUGGUGACAGAUUGUUGGGACAUGGCCCUAAAGGCCCGGAGAACAAUAGCCUCCCUGCAACACUGCUCAAAUAUCUGGACUCUUUUCGUAUUGAAAACGAGGACGAUGCUCAGAUCGUCUUGAAGGUCACACAGAAGCUCACAGAUGUUCUGAUGGAGUAUCGCCUCAGAAGUAUUUCAGCGGUGCCCAGUGUGAAGCCCCUGCCCUCCAUGAACUUCUCAUCCUCAUGUCUUCCACACAACUCUAAGGACAGAUUCUCCAGCGGCAUGCCAGUGUCUAAUGGAUUGGGAUUCGAGUCUCAAGCAAGACCUUGGCCGCCACCUUCCUUCUGGGUUCCUGGGGCUUCUCUUCCACCAUAUCCAGCAAUGUCUCUGUCUAUGAGAUAAAACAUCCCA
Messenger RNA from Sinocyclocheilus rhinocerous, 786 nucleotides. RefSeq lists its product as uncharacterized. The coding region runs from base 94 to 777 and encodes 227 amino acids. The record is from RefSeq and is a predicted model, not a curated record. The transcript has 5 exons. Lineage: Eukaryota; Metazoa; Chordata; Actinopteri; Cypriniformes; Cyprinidae.